This is a messenger RNA of Cyprinodon tularosa, 1417 nucleotides long. RefSeq names its product APEX nuclease (multifunctional DNA repair enzyme) 1 (gene apex1). Gene Ontology annotation, biological process: base-excision repair. Bases 181 to 1113 code for a protein of 310 amino acids. Gene Ontology annotation, molecular function: DNA binding; DNA-(apurinic or apyrimidinic site) endonuclease activity; double-stranded DNA 3'-5' DNA exonuclease activity. Gene Ontology annotation, cellular component: nucleus. Lineage: Eukaryota; Metazoa; Chordata; Actinopteri; Cyprinodontiformes; Cyprinodontidae. The transcript is spliced from 5 exons. The record is from RefSeq and is a predicted model, not a curated record.
UGCAGGCAGCACAUGUUCAUAUUUUUUUGUUUCCGGUUCUCUCUCGUUUGGGGGGAGUGACUGAAGUCUGCUGCUCGUCCGGGCUCUGCAUCCUGUGAAGAAAGUACGACGGCGAGGGUGCUGCUGUGUGUGCGUGCUGUGUGUGUGCGAGGCGUGCUUGCUUACAGAGCCAGCUCCAAUAUGAAGAGAGGAAAGAACACAGAGGAGGCGGCUGCAGAGGGGGAGAAUGAUACCGGAUCAGCUUCUACAAAGAAGGCCAAGAAAACAAAGGAACCCGAGGCUCCAAUUUUGUACGAUGACCCCCCUGAUAAAACGACAAGCAAAGACGGACGCAGCGCCAACAUGAAGAUCACCUCCUGGAACGUGGAUGGACUCAGGGCGUGGGUGAAAAAGAAUGGCCUGAAUUGGGUGCGUGAGGAGAACCCAGACGUCCUGUGCCUCCAGGAAACCAAGUGCUCAGAGAAAGCCCUUCCUGCUGAGAUCACGUCUAUGCCAGAGUACCCCCACAAGUACUGGGCUGUGUCCGAUGACAAGGAGGGAUACAGUGGGGUAGCCAUGCUGUGCAAGACUGAACCUCUGAAAGUGACCUAUGGAAUUGGCAAAGAGGAGCAUGGCAGGGAGGGGCGUGUCAUUACUGCUGAGUUCCCAAACUUCUAUUUGGUGACGGCCUACGUCCCCAACGCCAGCAGAGGCCUCGUCCGCUUAGAUUACCGCAAAACCUGGGAUGUCGACUUCAGAGCUUACCUCAGCGAGCUAGACAUCCAGAAGCCCCUGGUUCUGUGCGGAGAUCUCAACGUGGCACACCAGGAGAUCGACCUGAAGAACCCGAAGGGCAACAAGAAGAACGCGGGAUUCACCCCGGAGGAGCGCGAAGGCUUCAGCCAGCUGCUGGAGGCGGGCUUCGUGGACAGCUUCCGUGAGCUGUACCCCGAGCAGGCCAACGCCUACACCUUCUGGACCUACAUGAUGAACGCACGAUCUAAGAAUGUCGGCUGGAGGCUGGACUAUUUCCUGCUGUCAUCUUCUCUGCUCCCCGGCUUGUGCGACAGCAAGAUUCGCAACAAGGUGAUGGGCAGCGACCACUGCCCAAUCACGCUCCUCGUAGCUGUGUGAAUCAGCUGUUACUCUGUCCUCUUAGCCCCGCCCAUAUCAGCCAGAGUGAGGAAGUCGCUCAUUAGUAGAGUUACUUAUAGCUUAGUUGAUUUCUUUGAAGGUUUCCACAAUAUAACUACACUGAUUUGAUUACAUUUGCAAUAUAAAUCCAGGUUCUGCACACAUGCAACACUAAAACACUCAAUUAAGCUAAUGUUCAUGUUUCUGUAAAAGAAAACUCAACGGUUAAAGCCCAUUCUUGUACCCCGUUUUAUUUUUUUAUGUGAAACUUGCUUACACUCAAAUAAAAACUCUUAUUUCCAGA